Rodentolepis nana is the source of this 1680-nucleotide messenger RNA. The record is from the annotation of a GenBank genome assembly. NCBI's taxonomy places the organism in Eukaryota, Metazoa, Platyhelminthes, Cestoda, Cyclophyllidea, Hymenolepididae.
AUGAGAGUAGUUAUAACAAUGAGAGUAAAAGUUUUGUCGAAGCAGCUUAAUGAGGUUGGCAAAGUUGGUAGGGUUAUUGACAAACGAAUUGGAUCUAAAGAAGUCGGAGUCUCAGAAUCAGAUGCUUCAAUUAGACGUCAUAUCAUUGAAAAAUUGCGUCAAAUGGAAACACUUGGAACCACUUCACCAGAUAAUGACGACCCAUUGAUUAAAGCGGUUUCGGGUUUAGUUAAACCUGGAAAGCAUGCAUCCUAUGACGACGAAUUGGGCGGUCUUUCUGCUGAGAUUGUUGAAAGCGAGCUCUUUGCUGGAGGUGACGAAGUGGACAAUUCGGGAACUUCUUUAGCCGCUAACAAGCAGAGCAAACAUGAUGCUUUGUUGUUAAAAAUUGCCCAGUCCAAGGAAGAUCGCCUUAAACGCGUGGAGGAGAAUGAGGCCACUCGACAGAAGCUGAAAGAUGCUGACUCCGACUGGGCUAACAAUGUUCGAUUUAAAUUAGCAGAACUCAUGGCACUUAAACCCAAGAAUCCCAAAGCCGCAGAGAAGAUGGAGCGAAAUCGAUCGGAAGUUCUCUCCCUCUUAAACAAUUUCGUCUUCGAUAAAAGAGUGGCCCCAGUGGGCACUCGACUCGAAACUGAGGAGACCAGAAAUAGCAAAUUGCUGGCCAAUUUGGAGAAUAUCGUCUCAAAGAGAGCCGGAGAAAUGGAUGCGACAGAAACCAAGGAUGACUUAAAAACUGAAGACGUUAUUCUUCGUCUUCUUUGUCAAAUCGACACUUACUCGCUCACCAUCGUGGCCCGAAUCGCUGAAGAGCUCCGGAGUCUGGACGUAAUUCAACUUUCUGAUGUUGUGCGAGGUCUCCUUCUAACCCAAAUCCUUUUAACUGACGCUAUCACUCGUAAACUUGAGCGCAGCGGUGAUCAGUCGACUCUCCAGACCAAGACGUUUGCCGAUAGAAAUCGCUCUAAGGCUAUAUUUGUGCCAGAAGCAGUUAGGUAUCUUAUUCGGUUGAUUGAAACAUCCUCUAGGGAAGAUGGAGUUCUCUUUAUUGGUGAAGACGCGUCAUCAAAAGAUCCGGAGGUUUAUUCCACUUUGGAUCUUCAAGUUGCUUUGAAGCAACGGCCAUUAAAUGACAAUGAGAUCCCCGCUUAUAGAUUGGGUUGUCUCGACAAAUGCUUAUCUCUAGCGACCUCCUUCCUGGAACUCUAUUCAGAACAUUUUCCUGCUCCUGCAGUUUGUUGCAUGUUUUCUGGUCUGGAUCUAAUUCGUUUACAGACGGAGAACCUACCCGUGGGUAUUGAAACAAAGGUUCAAAAUUUGAUUGAGAAAAUCACAGAAGUGAGAGGUCAGCCUAGGCCGAAAGAUAUUGCCGUUGUGGAUAAGGUCUCCUUGAUUCUGGCUGAUAAGACUGCUACCCCUCAGGAACUGCAAAAAAUUGGUCUGGUUCCUCAACUAGAACCUGAAUUUGAGGAAAAAAUGGAUGCAAGACGACCCAAAAAGAAGUCAGCUCAUGUAGAUAUUCGUCAGAAGCUGUCGAAGGAACGUCGUAGUGUUAUGCGAGAACUGCGCAAAGACGCCCAAUUCCUUGGCAACUAUGAUCGUGUGAAGAUCAAGGCUAAUGACGAAAUGCGAAAGAAAAAGACGCUGGAUGUGAUUGCUAAAAUGCGUAGUAUUGAUUAA